This is a messenger RNA of Elaeis guineensis (African oil palm), 1597 nucleotides long. RefSeq lists its product as uncharacterized. Lineage: Eukaryota; Viridiplantae; Streptophyta; Magnoliopsida; Arecales; Arecaceae. Gene Ontology annotation, molecular function: protein dimerization activity; cis-regulatory region sequence-specific DNA binding; DNA-binding transcription factor activity, RNA polymerase II-specific. The record is from RefSeq and is a predicted model, not a curated record. Gene Ontology annotation, biological process: positive regulation of transcription by RNA polymerase II.
GCCCAUAGUGGGUCGGAUCAGGAUCUUUCCAAUCCGUCAGUUAAAUAGGUCAGCCUACCCUAUCCCGUUUAGAGGCGGAUCGGGGUAGGUCAGGAUGGAUUGGAGUGGAUCGGCCUAUCUUGACAGCUCUAUUUUUAACGGACAAAUUCGUUGAGUUUGGUGAUGACUCUAACAGCAAUGUUCUAAAUGAAACAAGAAAUAACUUUUCCCUCCCUUCGCCCUAAACAAGAAAUAACUAACCUAUUCCCCAAGACCGUCCCUCUCUUAAACCGAACACAACUAGGAUUCACCUCAGUGAGAUUCCUCCCGAGCCCUAAGAGUCCAGCUCAGAACAAAAAACCGAGUCCCCCUCGAAAAGGGACUGGGACUCUCCUCAACCGCUAUAAGUCCCCCUCGAAAGGGGACUGGGACUCUCCUCAACCGCUAUAAAUAAAGCAAGCUACCCCUCACAAGAACCAGAAGCUUGGAGCAAACCAAUGGUUGGUAAAAAAUUGAACGUAGAAUUCAUAAAACACCGGAAAAAGCGUUUGGCCACCUACCGGAGGAGGAAAGAAGCCCUCAAGCAGGCGGCCUACGAGCUCUCGACGCUCUGCGGCACCCCCACCGCCGUCAUAUACUUCGGUCCCGAUGGCCAGCCCGAAUCAUGGCCGGAGGACGAAGGAGCCGUCCGCGACAUCAUCGGAAGGCAUCCAGGCCUCGGCGCAAAGAAGCGGAGCACGCGUCCCUUCGACUUACGGGAUCUUCCUCCGUUUGACGACACGUCGGAGGAGUUUUUGAGAGAGAUGCUUUGUUCAAUGGAGUCGGGUAUGGAGGCUGUCAAGGAGAGGAUCCAACUUCUCAAAAAGGAUUCCAGGUGCAACCAAGGCGACUUCCAUGGUGAUACUGGCGGUGUACAACAACAAGGUUGCCAAUGUAAUAAUCCUGCUUUCAUGGAGGAGUGCUUUGAUGUGCCAAUGGUGUCCAAGGCAGCCAUGGAUGAUGGACCAGGCCAAGGCCAUGGUGCUUUCGCGCCGAUGGAGCUAAAACAAGUGGAAGGAGUUGCUGCCGAUGCUUUCUUGCCAUGUUCUUCUAAUGCAUCGAUGGACUUCAAUGAUGAACUGGCGGCGUUCUCCAUGCCGUUAAUUUUCAUGCCACCACCAUUCACCGGAGCUACUUCAGAGCAUGACAUUGCAUGCAUCUGGCAGUGAUCGUCCCUUCCUCCCAAGAGAACCAAUUUGUGAAGGGAGGUGGCGAUGAAGGCAAUGGCAACGAGCGGUGGACUGCCUUUCGCUUCACAAAUUUGUAGACUAGCUAGAUGCAGGUGAUGCAUUGCCAACGUGCAGUGAAGAAGCGCCCUCCCCAAUUUUGUAGAUUAUAUUUAUAUAUACUUGUCAGACGCAAGUGAUAGGCCGAGCGUAGGGCUACGCCCGCCUACACAGUUUUGUAGACUUUAUAUGAGUUGGAUGUAGGUGAUGAGUGAAGGCCAUGCCCGCCUUCACAUUUUUGUAGAUUAUAUACAUACUAGUUGGAUGCAGGUCACACAGAAUGUUGAGGGACCGCCUUCCCAGUUUUGUAGACUACUCAUUAUUUUAUAAACUAUUUAUUAUUUCAUGGUUAG